Priapulus caudatus is the source of this 2020-nucleotide messenger RNA. RefSeq lists its product as uncharacterized. Lineage: Eukaryota; Metazoa; Priapulida; Priapulimorpha; Priapulimorphida; Priapulidae. The transcript has 11 exons. The record is from RefSeq and is a predicted model, not a curated record. Bases 212 to 2020 code for a protein of 602 amino acids.
ACGAGGGGUGUAAACUGUAAACAGUGAAAUGUAUCAUGUGUAAUAUUAUAUUUGGAAAUUGAACCAGACUUACAUCAAACAUGUUAUGACAUAGUAACAAGCUGAUGGUGAGGAAGUCAUCUGUUCGACCCUGAGGCUGAUGUAAUCCACCUCACAAUCACGGCUCUGUAGUGCGCAUCACAUGCGAACCAGCAAAAAGUGGCAGUGAAAAAUGUCGACAACAAAAAAGAGACGAGCUCUCGAAGCAGAAAAAUCCCGACUGAGGGAGAAAUUACUGAGUAUUGAUAGUCAGAAACAGACCAUCUUUACCUAUUUGGAAGAACUGACACAAAAGGCAUCCGACAUAGCAGCCCCCAUUCUCGAAGAGACGAGCAUGACUCGUUUCUCGCGACAGUUUACGGAGGUCAACCGGCAGUUGGAGGACUGCCUAAACAAGUUGUUUUUAAUCCGAACAUCGCUACCUGGAGAGGGAGAGAGUGAAGAUGAGACGAGCGAUGAAGAUCCAAACACUGUGUCUGGACCAUCCAAGAUGGCGGCCACAUCGACAGUCCCUUCGUCGGUGGAGGUCGCCCAUUGUAACACGAAUGUCGUUUCCGAAACACACCCUAGGGUGGCGGCAACCUACGUUAAAGCAUCCGCGGGUGAGCCGCCGGCACGUGGGGAAAGCGAGGGCUUGCUGCACGUGUCUCUGGAUCAGGCUCCGCUAGUGUCAUCCACGUGUCGUGGAACAGUCGGGGAUUCGUCGGCGUUCCCCGACAGCGCCGCGGGCGUCGCGAAGCCGGGUGCUGCGAAGCCGGGCGCCGCCUCUACUGCUGCCGCGUCGGAGAUCGCUUCGUUGGAGUUGCCGCCGCCACCGUGCGAGAGUGCGUCCGCACAGACGCCGGCGGACGCGGCGAGCGUGCCGUGCGUACGCAAGCGCGCCGAGUCGUCGUCGAGCGCAGUCUCGAUCGCCUCUCACUGUAGUCUGUCCAGCUACGGCUUCGGACCACACGUGACGCGGAUCCCUGUGCAGGCGGGCGACAGACUAGUGGUCAAGAUCACGCACUGCGUCAGCCCAUCGCUCUUCUGGGUGCAGAUGUUUACCAACGAUUUGUCGGCGCUCAUGGAGCAGUUGUGCCUGCACUACUCGAGGGUGGGAGCGCGCGGUGGCGUGACGGGGGUGCCACAGGUCGGCCUCGUCUGCUGCGCGCGCUUCACGCAGGACGACACCUGGUACAGGGCACGCGUCGUCGCCGUGUAUCCCCGCGCGCCGCCGCCCCGCGUGCCGACGGCCGGAGCAGACGCCGGCAGCUUUCAGGAAUACGAGGUGGACGUCGUCUACAUCGACUACGGCAACGAGGAGCGGCUGCCUCUGUCUCGCCUGAGACCCCUGGAGAAGCAGUUUGCGCAGCUUCCUCAGCAGGCCCUCUGCUGCUCUCUCGCCAAGGUGUGCCCUCCCGCCAACGCCCUCUUGUGGACGGAUGCUCAGCGCGCCUUCUUUGACCGCGUCGUGCGCGGCCACAGGCUGCUUGCCGCCCUGCACGGCAGCGCCACCUACGACGCGCUGGCGGUCGACAUGUUUAUCAUAAGCAACGAGGAUUUGCGGGUCGACGUAGCGAAGGCUCUCAUCGUGACGCAUAAUGCGGAACUGAUUGAGGACCUGAAAGUGGCUCCAUCUAGUCAGUCAGCUCAGGCAGAGGCUGCCGCUGUUACGAACCUCAAAACCCUUGCUGUGGCUGGGUCGCACGGCCCCGCGCCCGUGCUCGCGUCCGCACGCGCGCCGAGCGUUGUCUCAUCCAGUGCCUCGUUCGCCAGCCCGCAGACGUCUCCGUCGCCACGAGGGGGAGCCACGUGUAACGAACACGAGCCGUCGACGGACGCCAAUCAGCAGGCAGGGAAAGCCGGUCGGCUGAGUGGCGUAGUGUUGAAUACAGGAGAGAGGACAGCACUGGGCGACGCAGCAACAAGAACAACAACGGGGAAGGCAAGCAAGAACAACAAUUCUGCGAAAAGGUUGCCUCAUCAGUCGGCUAACAGGUGA